GAUUUUUACAGGUUCUUAUUAAUUACUCAAAAUUCAGGGAUUAAACAGUAAUUAACGUUUUAUUCAUUAAUCACAUUAAUAUAAUAAAUAUUAAAAAAAAUAAUACCCACAGUAUUCAGCAAACGUUUAACGAUUGUCGGCUCAGAAUACAGUCCAAGAACCGGGAUUUACAACUUCUUUACACCAAAUUGCCCUCGUUCAAUUUUCUAAUACCGAUAAUACCCUCCAUCCCAAAUUGCCCCCAUCAAAAUUUCCCUCCCCUGCACAGACUACGCCAAUCUACUACUCCUCCAUUGCCACUAUGACCACGCCACUGUGCUCCUUGAGACAACUUACCGCCACCCACUCUUGGCUCCGUAGACUCCAUAAGCUUCAAAAGCUCCACUCGCUAGCAUCUCUCAAUCCUUCUUCCAUCUCUCAAUACCCGCAAGGACAGGAGCAGCGGCAACAAGAAAGAGCACAGAAAACCCAACAAAACCUACUUAUUAACAACAAGAAGAAGGAUAGUAUUGUAUCAGAUGUGGAUAACAAUAGUUCUAGCUCAUUUUUUCCUAAGAGAGGCCAGACUUUGGAGUUGGUUUGCGAGUCUUUGGCUUUCAAGGGGAAGGGUGUGUGCAAAGUGGCAGAUACUGGAUUUGUUGUAAUGUGUGACCGGGCACUCCCUGGUGAAAGGUUCAUUGGGCGGGUUACUCGCAGAAAGGGAAGUUAUGCAGAGGUAACCAAGGUGAAGACAAUAUCUCCUCAUUUGGAUAUUAUAGAUGCCCCUUGUGAGUACGCAUCCUAUUGUGGGGGUUGUAAGACACAAAAUCUGUCAUAUGAGGCUCAGCUUAGAGCUAAGGAGCAGCAAGUUCUUGAGUUGAUGACACAUGUUGGAAAGUUUUCAGAUAAAGAUCUGGAUAUGAAGUCUAUUGUUCCCUGCGAUAUUCAAUUUCAUUAUAGAAAUAAGAUGGAGUUCUCAUUUGGUUCUCAAAAAUGGUUACCUAGAGAUUUGCUAGGAGAGAAACAAGAUGGCGUUGAGAACUUUGCAUUAGGACUGCAUGCUCCAGGCUUUUUUGACAAGGUUCUAAACGUUGAUAAGUGCUUGUUACAAAGUGAGCCUGCUAACAAGGUUCUGGCAACCAUCCAGGAUUUUUGGAGAGAUCCACAAUUAGGCCUUACUCCUUAUGAUAUUAAAUCUCAUGUUGGGUUUCUCAAGCAUCUAAUGCUAAGAACUGGAAGGAAUUCUAAGACUGGUUUGCUUGAGCUCAUGGUUAACUUUGUCACCUCAUCUUACAAUCCACAGCUGCUGAAGCCUCUAGUUGAAAAGAUUUCAACUAUUCCAGAAGUGGUAAGCAUCAUGAAUAAUAUAAAUUCUUCUGUUGGCAACACGUCUGUUGGGGAGGAGGAAUACACUUUGUAUGGAAAAUCCACUAUCACUGAAAUCUUAAGAGGACUUACGUUCCAAAUUUCAGCCAACUCUUUUUUUCAAACAAAUACACGUCAGGCAGAGGUUCUGUAUAAACUUAUUGAAGAUUGUGCUGGUCUCAGAGGAGAUAGCUCUGAAAUUGUUCUUGACCUAUUUUGUGGUACUGGAACCAUUGGACUGACACUUGCCAGAAGGGCUAAAAAUGUUUAUGGCUAUGAAGUUGUUCCUCAAGCGAUCUCUGAUGCUCGUAAAAAUGCUGAGCUGAAUGGUAUCACUAAUGCUACAUUUGUGCAAGGGGAUCUUAACAAAAUUGGUGAAAAUUUUGGCAACAAUUUUCCAAAGCCUGACAUUGUCAUUUCAGAUCCAAAUCGUCCUGGUAUGCACAUGAAGUUGAUUAAAUUUCUGUUAAGGCUUAAAGCUCCAUGCAUUGUUUAUGUAUCAUGUAAUCCAGCCACAUGUGCACGAGACCUUGAUUACCUUUGCCAUGGUUUGAAAGAGCAAAAUAUAGAAGGAUGUUACAAACUUAAAAGCCUGCAGCCAGUAGACAUGUUUCCUCACACCCCUCACAUCGAGUGUGUUUGCCUAUUAGAACUUUGCUGACCGCUGCUUGUAAUCAAGCACCUGACAUGCAGAGGAUGAUAGCAAAAGUAGGUCUCAACAGAAUGAAUCUUAGUUUUACCUUUCAUUAUUGGAGAUUAAAGAGAAACUUUUAUAGGUGAAGCAAGCAGCUGAUUCUUGCCCAUUUUUCUGUAUAGAGGUUUCAUUUUUCUCAUGCAAUGAAUCCAUUGUGAUUUUGUAUUGUUGUCUGAGCUACACACAACUGACUCUUCCCUUGGUUUUGUUUUCUGAGGGUAGGCUUUGGCAUGAUAUUAUUCAAAUGCUUCAGUUUCUCACCUGGAGACUUAUUCCAGAAAAUUAACGUUUGAAAAAGUAACCUGAGUAUCUUUUGUA
Molecule: messenger RNA, 2356 nt
Organism: Hevea brasiliensis (rubber tree)
Lineage: Eukaryota; Viridiplantae; Streptophyta; Magnoliopsida; Malpighiales; Euphorbiaceae
Exons: 10
Coding region: 302-2005 (567 amino acids)
Biological process (GO): RNA processing
Source: RefSeq, a predicted model, not a curated record